Molecule: messenger RNA, 708 nt
Organism: Mesitornis unicolor (brown roatelo)
Lineage: Eukaryota; Metazoa; Chordata; Aves; Mesitornithiformes; Mesitornithidae
Product: serine/threonine-protein kinase Nek1-like
Exons: 4
Coding region: 40-483 (147 amino acids)
Molecular function (GO): protein kinase activity
Source: RefSeq, a predicted model, not a curated record
GGAGAGGCAGAUACAGAUUUGCAGGAACUCCGGGCCUCAAUGGAACAACUGCUUAAGGAGCAGCCUAGUGAGGAAUUCAGUGAAGAGGAGGAGUCUGCUUUAAAGGCAAAUGUCAUGGAAUGCAUACCAAAUUAUAUGGAGCUGGAUGAAGAUGAAAAUAAUCCCAGCAGUGAAAGUGCACUUAAUGAAGAAUGGCAGUCAGAUAAUAGUGAUGGAGAGAUUGCCAGUGAAUGUGAAGAAUGUGAUAGUAUCUUCAGUCAUUUGGAAGAGCUGAGAGAGAACCUGGAGCGGGAAAUAGGCUUUGAUAAAUUCAUUGAAGUUUAUGAGAAAAUAAAGGCUAUACAUGAAGAUGAAGAUGAAAAUAUUGACAUUUGUUCAACUAUAGUUCAGACUGUUCUUGGAUAUGAACACAAACACCUGUAUGCCAAAAUACUUCACCUAGUAAUGGCAGACGGAGCCUACCAAGAAGAUAAUGAUGAAUAAACCUCACUCAGGAAAUUCUUUAAUGCUUUACUACAAAUCUGUAUUUGAAGUCUGCACAGCUGAAUAACAAAUUGUAGUGGAGAAUGUAACAUGGGGCAGGAGAAACAAGACUUCAAAGAAGAACGCUGAUUGUAUGAAAGAGUAAAAACAUGUCUUUCAAGAUUCUGAUACCUAUAUACUUCUCUUGUGUGUACUUGCUUAUGUCUUCAUUAAAUAUUAGAUGCC